AGGGAAAGAGGGAAUUCAGUCUCCAAACUUUUUCUUGGAGACUAAAUUUACCACAUAUGGAAAAUCAAAAAAUUUUAGAAAGUGGCUUUAUUUUUAAGUGGAGUUUAGCCAGCUUAAUUAAUUUUUUUCCUAGUUGGAAGGAUUUAAUUCCCAAAUAAGAAUAAAGAGAGAGAUCAACAUUUGCCUCCCUCACCUCUUUUUAGAGGCUGUUUUUCAUUUUUUGCCCCCAGUUUCCAAUCAUGGUAUAAAAUGAAUUACGGGUAUCCCUCCAACUCCCUGUAAUCCUUUUUGGGGAUCACAGGUACCUUUGAUAAUCUGACAGAAGUGAUGGACCCUCUCCCCAAGGAGGAAAAAUAUGCACAUACAUAGAUAAUUUUGCAUACAACCUCAGGGGCAUCACACAUUUUCUGAAACCUAAGUUAAGGAUCUAUGUUCCAAGUAAAUUGUGUAGAGAAAUUUCUAAUGUGAAUAUUUGAUAAGAUUAGGAACUAUUGGCUUAAAACAUUUUAUAUUGCAGUUAUUAGAUGGUGGCCCCUACUAGCAAAAUGUGACAUUGCAACCAGCUUUGUUAGAUGUUUUAACAUCGAGACAGAAAGAAAAAAGAAGCAGAGUUCUGAGAGCUACUUACAUAAGGAGUCAGGGCAUCUCUAGAUAUGGGAGCCAUUUUUGGUUCAAGGCAGGGGUUAGGGUGCCUGACAACUUCUAGCAGGGUAGAGUUUGAUAAACCACAAUGCUCAGGAUGCCAAGGGGUUAACCAUUAUCUUAACUCCUUCUUCACCAAAAGAUUUUAGUUUUGUCUAUUGGGAAACAAGAUGUCACUAGGGAAAAAAGAUUUGCCUUACAAUUGCUGGAACACAUCAGUAUGGUAUGGUGAUAUAUGUAUGGGACACUAGUAUUAUUUUUGAGAAGGUACAUAAAAACCAAAGUAAAUUAUUCUCUAUGUAGAACAUUAUUUACUAGAAAUAUUUGUUUGGGUAAAUUAGCUUUGACCAUUUUUACCAGUAAAUAUUGAUUUUAUUUGAAACUGGAAAUCCAGUUUAUAAAUAGGAUAGUUGAUAUAUCCGUUCUUCCCCCCAUGUAAAGGAUAAAGAUUUAUGCAUACUUUUUACUUUCUUGAUGCCAUGGGAUUGGGGGGUGGGGGAAUCUUUGAGUCAACAACUGACAAAAUGUCAAAUUUAGUCAAAUUUAAAAAUCAAGAAGCAGCACUUUAAGUCUAACUCUACACCAUUUUAGUGCAUGUGUUAGUUUUAAUAAUGAUUUUUGGUGCAUGCCUUUGGGCUUAUUCAAAAGUGUACAAUAGGAAAGUAUAUUUCCUUUCUUAGAAAGGAGAUGUUUUUCUACUUUGCAACAUGUGAUUACAAAAAUCUUCCUCUGUUGGAAGAUUAACCAUGUAUUGAACUACUGAGAAGUAUAUAUUUUUAGAUAUACAGAAGGAAUCUACAUGGAGCAGCAUUCAGACCUAUAUAGAAGUCAUAGCAUUCUGUAUAGGACCAAAAAGGAAGUAACAUUAAACACUUAAACAGACCUUGUUGGGUAGAAAUACCUUAGAUCUUGCAUUGACUUCCAAAAAGAAUAUACCACAGAAGUUUGCUGAAAACUUUUGUUGUUUGAAUUUUCUCUGUCAGUGUAUUUAACCCAAAUACAACAGCUUUGGGUUAGCACAUCUGUAAGAAUCAAAAACAAAACUAAAUAGAUCAGUCUGGUUUUUCAAUCCAGCUUGACUGAAGUAAAUACACUAAUCACUUGCAACGUGAAAAACUGUCCAACUCCUCUAAGGUUUUGACAAAAUAACCUUGGCUGAUGUGGGAAUUCUCCCACUUUGAUUUCCGACCUGACAGUGAAGAUUCAUGCUUGACAUGAUUUCAAACCUGACAGUGUCUGUUUAGGGAGCCAUGGUACAGUUUGCUAAUUCAAUCCCAGAUACCUGUUGAUUACCUGUGAGAUCUAGAGUCCAAAGUAGCCAGCAGCCGUAUCCCUGAGUGCUCUGUGCCCAUCAGAUAAUGUAAGCAGGGUUGGGACAGAUCACAGCUCGGAUGAUUGACCUCAGGUGCUGUAGACAGCCCCAGAUUCAAGAAUUGUAUCUGCGUUCUUGGGAGUCGUCACUGAACUAAUGUCCCACACUGUGUUACUCAACGUAGAUGCUCUCUUUUAGUGGAGACCUAGAGCACACAUGCAAAUUGCUUGUGGUACUCAGAGAGGGGGGUGCUAACUCUGAUGCCCUGGCCAAGUUCCAGUUUAGGGAUGUGGGUCUUCUUGUCAUUCUAAUUGGAAAUGUGCAUCACUUCCCAUUUUUCCUGUUAAAUCUCAAUGCAAACUACACUAGUCUGUUUCUUUGCCCCGGUCCCAAGUCUCUGAAAUACUGAUGUAUAUUAUAUGGGCCAAAUUCAUGCCUUAUCCCAGUGCACAAGGGUUAAGGAAUGAGUGAGCUUGGUGUCAGGAUGCACUGUGAUUGGAGGAUGAACUCUUGUGAUACUAAGGGAAUGAAAUAGGCCCUGUUUUAACAUAAUUUAGGGAAUGUGCACUGGCCGGAGGCUUCCAGCCAUGAGGUAUGAGCUGAAACCAAUUUUCCCUCUUUUCUUAUAGCAUGAUGAGGAAAUCUGUUGGGUUUUCAGCAGUCAGGGAAGGCCGGAGUUCUGCAGCUUUAAUCUGGGUAACUGAGGCUGGUUUGAGCAAGACUUUGGUUAAUUAACUAGGUUCUCAGAUGCCACAGACUCCGUGAGAAGUCACCAUUAUUUUCAAUGGUUGUGAUAGAAUUUUUCCCCUAGUAGCCAUUAUUUUAAGAUUAUAUUGCAGAGUUGCUUUAUUUUGAGCUUUUCGUGUGUACACAAUCCCAAACUGGAAGAAAUUUUUAAAAAGGAAUCCUGCUGUGAAAGGUAUAUAUUACUCUAGAUUUUUCUUACUGUAAAUAUUGUAAGAUUGUAAUACUGUCAAUAUUUUAUUAACCAACAAAUGUUAAUCUGUGUGAAUUCAGACUUAUUUUAAAUGUGCUUCUUAUUUACUGUGUGUGGUCCCUGUUGCUGACAGUAUUAAGUUAUAUUCUGAUGUAAGAUUAACUUUAUUAAAGAAUGUAAACAUUAAUGUUUCCUUAUGGGAAAACAAAUAAAGUAUAAAGAAGACAAUUCUUUUCUUUGAAAUAUACUGUGUAUUUACACUUGCUAGACCCAGCACCACUUAUAAAUUUAGUACACUGUUCAGAAUUUUAGUUAACACAGCUGACAUGGUUGUGCUCUAUUUGAAAGUCUAAGAGUAGGUAUUGUUGGAAUAUAAACAGUUUGUAUUUGUCUGCUGUGAAUCAUCAUCUUGAAAUUUCUAAUCAAGUUUGUAAAAUUUUUAUAGUAAAACAUUUUAAUGACAAUUUAAAAAUUUAUCUUCUCUAAAGAAUGGUCAAAAUAAUAUUCUUUCAGAAAUAGAAUUGUUCUUUAAUAUCUUUCCAAAAAUGACUUUGGUUAAAUGGACCAGAUGUACAUUAGUUAAAAUUUAGGAUGAAGUUGUUGAUAUUUUUUGAGUUUACAAGUUAAUCCUUAUUGGAGAUGUGCCAAUAUAUAGUAGAAUAUCAUUAAUUUGCACUGUUUGGGGACCCCAUUCAAGAAUGUUGAAUUUUGCCAACUAAAAAUAAGCAAAUGCAAUUUAAAAAGUAAAUUUGAGCAUUCUGUAUUAAAUAUGUGCAGUUAUUAUCACAAGAAGAAGCGCAGUGUGUUGGGCUGUAAUAUAACCAUAUUUGCUGUCAUGUUCUCCCAUCUCAGUGCUGGGAACUCACCAUGUGGAAACCAAGCAAACGUGUUGUGCAUCAGCCGGCUUGAGUUUGUUCAAUAUCAAAGCUGAAACUAGCGAGGUCUGCUGUACUGCUUAUUGAAGUAUUGUGAUUCUUUUAGGCAUUGAUUCUUACAAAAUAUAUACUGUAACAGUAUACUUUGUACAGAUUUAAAUUUUAUUUGAAAAAAUGAAAUAAAGUAGGCAAAAAAUAAAGAUGUUUAUUUUUCAUGUGACUA
Messenger RNA from Octodon degus (degu), 3989 nucleotides. It is a transcript of the gene Igip, whose product is annotated as IgA inducing protein. The record is from RefSeq and is a predicted model, not a curated record. Bases 3661 to 3822 code for a protein of 53 amino acids. NCBI's taxonomy places the organism in Eukaryota, Metazoa, Chordata, Mammalia, Rodentia, Octodontidae. The transcript has a single exon.